AGCGUUGAGGGUGGGAGAUGAGCGAACUUGAGGGUUAAGCUGGAAGCUGGAGUAAGGGCUAAUUUUUAUACGCUUGCGUCUGGAGAUAAGCCGUAGCGUUGGAUCAAGAUCUGAUCCGCAAAACGUGCGACAUUUCUUCUGUCCGCUCAAUCAUCGUUGUUUGGAAGGCCGUGGACUAUCAUGAACUGAACGUGUUUCGUGGACCUCAAAAUACAACGUGGCUCUGAAUCCUCAGAUAUACACUUUGGAAACGGGACAAGCAAAGGGGAAGGAGAAGUUUUUUUUCCUUUAUAAAGUAUUCAUCAACAGAAAUGUGGGCUCCAGCUUGAUGCCCUACUUGAACUUCGUCGCUGGAUUCGUCGUCGUUUCUCAUUUCCCGUCCUUCUCAGGCUGCCCAUUAACUCGCAUUUUUUCUCCUACUCAUUUUUCUCCUGAUGACGAUCAUGAAGUUUACUUUCAUUGCAUUGCCCGUCCCCACCCCCGUCGCGUCGGAUUGACAUCCACACUCCUUCUCAACGGAAUGGGUUAUCAACCUCACGGAGACGGCGAAGUCUCAAUUUCCAUCGAAUCCUUCGCACAUUUGGGUGAACCGAAAUCUAUGGGUCCCCUCACUCAUCUCCUGAACGAAACGCUGCACAAGCUACACGUUGACGUCGACCACAUAGGGGAUCAUAUGGCAACAGCGGUGGAAAGACUGAGGCUCUUCGCCGCCGUCGGUAUCCCAUUGGACAAAUUAGAACUUACCAUCAAUGGAUGCGAGAAGAAAACCGUGUCGCUCCCUCGUACGGGGUUCACAAACCUUGGGAUCGUUCAAGCUAGUGUAUCUGUCGGUAAAUGUCCGAGCGCAUUGCUUACUGCGAAGACUCACAACUCGGAGACUGCCACGAUAUAUUCUUCACCUCCUACUGGGCUUGGCGUCAUAUCCGAUAUCGACGAUACUAUAAAGAUCACGGACGUACUCGAUCCUGACAAGAUGAUUGAGAAUACGAUGUACAAGGACCCGGUUCCAGUUGCAGGGAUGCCCGUUCUCUAUGCCUCUCUCGCAAAGUCUCUGACGACUCAAUCCAUCCCACCACAAUUCAUAUACCUCUCCGGUUCCCCCUUCGAGUUGUUCCCAUUCCUUUCUUCGUUCCUUAAAUCACAGUUCUCUGCCUCUCUCGGACCUCUCCUCCUGCAGAGCCUCUCCAUCACGAACCCGGCGGAGAUAUUCAAGUCAUUGGGUGAUGGGAAAUCAGGACAAGGGAAGAUCGACUACAAGGUCGGGCAGAUAAAGAGGAUUAACGGCUAUUAUCCUCAAAAAAGUUUUCUGACCAUCGGAGAUUCUGGUGAAAAGGAUCCGGAAGUUUAUGGAAAAGCAUACAAUGAAUUCGGCGGAAAGUUCAUUCGCUGUAUUUGGAUCCAUCUCAUCGACGAUAAGAAGGCGGAUAAUAGCGAUGAACGGUUCGAAGCAGCGUUCAAGGGUGUGCCUGAAGACAGGAUUCGGAAGUUUCACACAUCGGAAAUCCCGAGCUUGAGCAAAAUUGACGUUGCUGGGGGUAAAUGUAAUUAAUUAUGGAUGACUGUAUUGCAUACUUGAACUCUCGGGGCGUUUUUUUCCUGAUUAAUCUGUGCCAAGUUGCAUGCAAGUCACUUUCAAUACGUCUGAAGACAGAAGAGUGGUUUUAUCCAUAGUUUUACAUAAUAUACACUGUUACAAGACGCAGAACGGAAAUUGAAAGCAUA
Lentinula edodes (shiitake mushroom) is the source of this 1722-nucleotide messenger RNA. RefSeq lists its product as uncharacterized. NCBI's taxonomy places the organism in Eukaryota, Fungi, Basidiomycota, Agaricomycetes, Agaricales, Omphalotaceae. The transcript is spliced from 5 exons. The record is from RefSeq and is a predicted model, not a curated record. Gene Ontology annotation, molecular function: phosphatidate phosphatase activity. Bases 329 to 1549 code for a protein of 406 amino acids. Gene Ontology annotation, cellular component: actin cortical patch.